ACACAAGUUGGCCUAUGAACGACGAUCACGUGACUUUUACCCGAAACGCAAUCUCCACAAGGCUUUCAUUUCAAAUAGUAACCGAACAACAGAUACACGGAUUUUUAAUUUAAGACAAAAGGCACAAUGUAAUAGUGUGGAUAUCGACAAUUUCUUCUUUAAGAAUAACUUAGUAUUAAAUAAACUAUAAAACCAAUUUAGUAUAUUGUAAAGCAGUUGUUUGUUGUUACAAUUCUACUGAGAGAUCAACCCUUAACGGAAUAUUAGUGCAAUCCCCUUUGAAGGAUGGAUUCUCGACUCAAAUUUACCCUCCUUGUUUUAGGGGUAGGGAUCUGCUGUUUUUCGACCCCGGGGCUAACGCAGGAGCUUAUUUCACGCGGACGAAACCGACGGCAAUCCGUAAACUUCAACCACAGCUUGCAAUCUAAUCGAGUGAAUAUAAUGCGACUUUCAUACAACGCCUCUGCCUCGUCUAAUUUCACGAUAUUUGUUGAUGAUACCAUGUCGCAGAUGAUCGUUCGUGUACAAGCGGAGAAGGCAAAGCCUUUUGUCAUAGCACAGAUGCCAUCAAAUAAACCAUCCCCUGUUAGGCCCACAACUAUAGGCUCUGCGCCCAAUGGAUCGGUAGUAACUCUUCUAGAAAUCAACAUCACACAGGCAUCCGAUUACGGUAUUUGGCACAUUGUGAAAAUGGAUAGCUACACAUGGGAUGUCACCAUUCAGGCUAUUAGUCCGGUGGAUUUCACACACAAGUUUGUAGAGCCUGGACCGGGAGGUGUCGGGGAAUAUGAAAUCAAGGGAAGACCCAUCUCCGGGACAACGUACAAAAUAAUUGUUGAGGUACCUGAAUACGCAAAAGUGUUCAAGGUGUUAUCAGUUAUGCUAGAAAUUAGAGAGAAUGGAACUAAUAAUGGCCGUGGAUAUUUGCAAAAAGUUGGCGGAGGAAGAGGAUCCAUUUACUUCACUAAUAUUACCAUUCCCCAUGAGCCGUUUAUGGUUGCAAUACAAGGAAAAGACUUAUCAAACCAUCAAUUUCGAAGACUAGACCCAAACCUCAUUACACCUGUGACCUUACGGUUGUUCAUACCACCGCUCACAGGUGUGACAUUGUGGGCCAACGAGACGUUAGAUAUUCCAUUCACGGUACAGAACGCUGGUGCCGUUGAUCAGGAUAUCGACGUGAGAAUUGAGGAUGACCAGCAUUUCGCUCUGGAUCCGAACAUUCACUCGUAUAAUAUAAAGGCUGGAAUGAACGAGACCGGAACUUUCACCAUACUUGGCGGACCGAAAGGCGGUGUAACAACCACGGUGACAAUCAAUGCCAAGCCUUUUGUGCCGGGUUCAACAUCGCUCCAGUCAGGACAGUUUGACAUCCGCAGAUUUACAGUAACAGAACGUACAACAACGACCCAAUCAACAACCACACCAAUGUCUACAACUACAACUCCUUUAUCAUCCUCGACAUCUUCUAAUGUCUCGACAGCUGCCCUGUCAACGUUGUCAUCGCAAUCAACAGCAUCCACAAAAACGACAGCAAGCGGAGGCCCCGGGGCAUCAACAGCUUCCACAGCAGGAGGUACACUAUCCGCCACAGGCACCACUAAAUCAUCGAGUGGCACACAAUCAGUCUCCAGCGCGUCACAGACUGGCGCAGCACAAGCCCCUGCAGGAACGCCAAAUGCGGGAGGUACACAAUAUUCGUCAGGAGCAUCAACUGCUAUAAACACGUUGGCUGGCCCAGUGGGUACGUCAGGAACGCAAUCUGCGUCAGGAACACAGUCGGCGACAGGAACGCAGUUAGCGUCAGGCUCGACACAAUCUGGUGCUCCUCAAGCCCCGUCAGGAACUCCUACCUCGGGUACUACGCAGACCGCAGCAGCCACCAACAACGAAUCAAAAUCUUUGGAUUCCAACAACGGUCUCACGGCAGUGUCAAUCGGCGCGGGAAUGGGUGUCGGAGCAGCAAUAGGGGUGACGGCACUUGCGACCAUGGCAUGCUUGUUUAAGAAAGCAAUGUCGAAGAAUACCAGGUCCGUGGCACCGCAAGAACAAGGCGGCAGAAGGGACGAUGAAGAAAGGCGGGAACGAGAGCGCAUCCAGCGAAAUCUCGUCUGGACGUGAUCCAUCCAUACGAGAAAAACGCUAACGUUUUACGAGUGGAUAUUUUAGACUGCCUGUGAUUUUAAUUUAACUUGUGAUAAGAUGUUAUAGCCUGCCUGGUGUGUUUUUUAAUAAACAAGUUGAAGUAUUGCA
Molecule: messenger RNA, 2253 nt
Organism: Dreissena polymorpha
Lineage: Eukaryota; Metazoa; Mollusca; Bivalvia; Myida; Dreissenidae
Exons: 10
Coding region: 286-2121 (611 amino acids)
Source: RefSeq, a predicted model, not a curated record